CUGCGAUUCGAUGCGUGUCUAAUCACUCGAGCUGAGAGACAGCGGGUGGAAGAUAUUCGAGAUCAAACAUGCAUUGAUCUGUUGCACAGAGGAAACCGCAUCCUUUCACGCCAUGGAUGCUUAUCCAAAUGACUAUAUCGUGCAUAAUCUGCCAUUAAUACUACUGUCCGGCAUUGCGCACGACGAAGCAGCCUCGAGGCCCGAAUAUCCAUCCCUUCAACAAAGAGGCACGGCAAUUGAGUCAGAUUUUCCGCUAUUGACGGGGCCUCUUGUCGAUAUCUUGCGCUCCGCAUUCAUUGAUCAUGACGCUUCUGAAGCCGCUUGGCGACCCCCGACGGAUACUGGAAAAUUCAAUGGAUCUCCUUUAAGAAUCAAGACUAUUGGAAGGUCCUAUCGCCUUCCCCCGCAAAAAGCGGAAUUUCCUUCGGAUGCAGACUUCUCCUCUUCCUCUGUCGUACCAGUCGUGCAUUCCCCAAUCUCGCCAUUGACACCAGGCUCCCCGACCUUUCCCGAUGGUAUCCUUACGCCGCUAUGGAUGCUUAAGCACCAGGACCUGGUACCAGCCGCAACAAUCAAUGUCUUUCCAUUAACCUCCGACCCUAGUAUGAGCACGUUGAGAGACAAUCAGCUGAAAAUCGAACUACGAGAUUUGAAAGAAUCAUGGGCUGCUUCCGGUUAUCGAUCUCGAUUUGUUGUGAUACUUGUGGCUGAAGAUGGCAUCUCAUCGCAGGAUAUUGAAGACCGUCUUGCAAACAUUCGCAGGGCUACAAACUUGGAUCCCAGGUCUUUACAUGUCUUGAAUGCGGAUUUGUCGCCCGUGGAGGUCAAGGAUUUUGUGCGAUCAUUCUUGUCGUCUAUCCAAGCUUCGCUUGUAGACUACUAUAGAGACUUAUCAAAGCAUGCCCGGCGAAAACGUAACAGAGGGACCAUACCACCGCCAACAGUUCCACCUACACAAGGAACAUCGCAGACUUUAUCAACGCAAGGCUGGAAUGUUCGGUAUGAAUUUAAACUGGGAGUAUUUGCUGAAUUCCGUCAGGAAAUGGAGGCAGCUCAACGUAACUUUGAAGCUGCAUAUGAGACAUUGUUCGGACAAGAAGUCUUUGAAUCGAUUGCGGGAUGGAGCCCAAGGUUCAACGAGGCGCGACUAUUAGGCGAUGUUCUGGCUAUUCGUAUCAUCCGUUGUCUUCUUUGGACUAGCCAACCGACUGCUGCCGUUCGAUUUUGGCUUAAUCACAAAAGUAAUACAGAGGACAUUGUCAAUCGCAGGGGCAAGGGAACGAAGAACUACGGGUGGGAAGCAUGGGUUGCACGGUGGUCAAUGGUAAUGGCUCAACUUAUAUCACGGGCCGAGCUUCCUGCAUUCUCGGCAGAGUUUCUUCAAAAUCCUGCACGGCUCUACGAUUCAAUAUUUCAUCCUCCUGAAAAGGGCACUUCGAGCGACGGAAACCUACUCCCCUGGGAGUAUCUCCAUCACCAGGGGUAUUGGCUCGAUCGCUCCGCCAGACAUACUGUUCGGCGUCGUCAACUUGCGGAGCAGAUUCCAGAGGAACACAGAGUUGCGAUCGAUCAAGUGCCUGCAUCGCAAGCCGUUGCUCAGUCACAAUUCUAUGAUACCUAUUUAGCACCUGAGCCAGCGGUAGAAGCCCCGAAUCCCGAAGGGUCCGGAUUUGACCAUAACACUUUGAUACUACAAACGCUAAAAGCAGCUCUACAACAUUUUGCGGCACGGGAUCAGGUACGAAAAGUCGAGAGUUUGAGUCUGGAGAUCGCACAGUUUCACAUCAUUGCAAAACAAUGGCAAGAGGCCUAUGAUAUCCUGAAACCACUUUGGCCUCACCUGACAUGGCGAAAAGGUCACUGGUGGGAUCUGAUGGGUGAGUUCGCUUGGGCAUUGAGAUCGUGCGCCCUUGAGCUACACGACAUUGAUACAUUGUUUUGGGUCCACUGGGAACUUCUGAGUAAAGCUUUGCCGUUGCGACCUGAUUGGGACUACAAUUUACAUCGAUGUCUUGAUGGUGUAUCAGUUGGCAGUCCAAAACCCACCAUAGUCCUCAAAGCUGAAGAUGUUCUCACCUGUCUGUCAGCUUCAAUGGUCUUCCAAAAAGGCGAAGGCAAUGUCGGUCAAGCACUACAGCUACAAAUGGCUAUCACCUCGCAUGCGCACCAACAUGCCGCACCACUAAAGCUAUCUCAAGUCAAAGUUAUCUUCGAAGGUGGUCUACGCCCCAUUACAAUCCAGGCAGAUGACGCCACGGGGAAACCCAACAGUUCCUCAUCUCAGAUCUUUGACAUCAAAUUACGUGACUCAGCCCAUUCCACUGAGUCUUCAACACUUUUGUCGCCAACCGGCCACGUUUCAUCCAUGAUAGGACAGGCCGACUUGACUUUCAGACCUUCAGAAGCCAGAGUGUUCAACAUGACUGCAAUUCCCCGUGAAUCUGGUGAAUCACGGAUAGCUUCAAUCACAAUAGCGAUUGAAGAGGAAAAAUUCAAUCUCCUAUAUGUGAUCACAAAUCACGAGCAAGGCAUGUCUUUCUGGUGGAGAGACGGCCUUCGAGGCCCCUCUAAGAAAAGAAUAGGCAAAGGUCGUGAUACUACGGCAUGCAAGAUCCUUCCAAAGCCCCCGAACAUACAAAUUCAACUACCGGAUCUCAAACCGCACUAUUAUACUAGCGAACGCGUCAGUCUGACUGUGGCUAUACAGAACAAUGAAGAUGAUGCCGCAGAAGUAGCCAUGCAGAUCAGGGUCCGUGGACAGCCUGAUUCACCACUUAAAAUAUCAUGGUCUGACGACGCUGACGAGACUACCGAGUUUGACGGCGUGAGUGUUGAAAGUACAAAUCAUUUGAAGUCUCGUUCUGUGGGCACCCUGUCUCCAGCUGCUAUAUCUGAGAUCCCAAUCAUCCUAUCUAACACAGCAGAUGCUUUGGAGUACGAGGUUGAGAUAUCGGUCAAUUACUUUCUGGUAUCCGAUCCGGAGACACCAAUAUCCAAAUCAAUAUCCGCCACUCUCGUAUUUAUCAGACCAUUUGAAGCAAACUACGACUUUCUACCUCGGAUUAAUCCUAAUGCCUGGCCUAAUCUGUUCCACUUAAACACUGAUUCAGACGGUGACAAACCUGACGGCUUGCAGCAGAGAUGGUGUGUCAGCCCAAAGAUCGUCUCAUUUGCUUCCGAGCCUCUUGUCAUUCAGAAAGUCAACGUUGGUCUCCUGGAGAUUCACGGUGGGGCAAUAUGUGAUAUUGGGCCCGAAAAGUUGACCACUCCAGAGGCAAAGCAAAUACUGCCUGAAGAACUUCGCACUUCCGAGUUUAUUCUCAAUGUGCAGAAAAUCAGUCUAGACGACCGAAGGUCUGUGGCGCUCGAUCUUUCUCUCAAUAUAGAGUGGCGUAGACCGUCGUCGGCGGAUGGAGAUGAAGAAAUUAUUACCACAGCAACAUCAUUGGCCAUGCCACGAUUCAUGAUCCCGAUGGGCGAACCCCGUGUCCUUGCAUCUGCAUCCGCAUCCAAAGAACUCCCUGGUUUAAUACAUCUAGACUACACCCUUGAAAACCCGUCAAUGCAUACUCUAACAUUCUCACUCACCAUGGAUGCGAGUGAGCAUUUUGCUUUCAGUGGAGCCAAGACAAGAGCUCUUCAACUGGUCCCUCUAAGCAGGCACACAGUUCGAUAUAAUAUAUUUGCAUUCAGAUCUGGGAUGUGGAUCCAGCCCCAUCUUGUUGUUGUUGAUACUUACUUCAACAAGACUCUACGCGUGUUGCCAACAGAGGGUAUGAGAGCAGAUAAAAAGGGAAUAUUGGUAUGGGUUGAUGCUUAUGAGUCUUAAUGAUUUAUGUCUAUAGACGAAUUGGGUGGUUUGCGGAUGGAGUAACUUUAGUAUAACUAUAUCUAGGUAAUUUACGAUAACUGAACAU
This is a messenger RNA of Talaromyces stipitatus ATCC 10500, 3917 nucleotides long. RefSeq lists its product as uncharacterized. The transcript has 4 exons. The record is from RefSeq and is a predicted model, not a curated record. NCBI's taxonomy places the organism in Eukaryota, Fungi, Ascomycota, Eurotiomycetes, Eurotiales, Trichocomaceae. The coding region runs from base 113 to 3829 and encodes 1238 amino acids.